Messenger RNA from Owenia fusiformis, 1046 nucleotides. The record is from the annotation of a GenBank genome assembly. Lineage: Eukaryota; Metazoa; Annelida; Polychaeta; Sabellida; Oweniidae.
UAACAUCAGCAGUAGUUCAAAGUUUAAGUCGACUUAUCGCUGUAUAAUUCGUGAAUUCUCAGAGACACGACAGUUUCAGAUGAGUGUUUGGAACAACAGACAAAUGAAGACUGUGACCAAGUUGCUAAAUUGAAGCUUGAUCGAAUUGCCUUCAUUUGAGAACCAUCGGAAUCUGAUCUUAGAUUUUAAGAUGGGUCUUGAACAGAAGCUCGUUACAUUCAUCAUUUUCCUGGCAUUUUAUUUCAUCAAUCACAAACCACAUCUGGGGUAUCCCGAGGAAUCAUAUCGGACUGUUAUAUCUAAAAUCCUUCCCGUUGCCACGCUUCUCGGAAUUGUUCUCACCUCAAAAAUCAGCACGGAGUUUGGAGAGAAAAUACACGAAGCGAGAAAAGAUUACAAAAAGUUUAUCGGGAUUGGACUUUUCUUUUCCAUGUUUGGAGAUGCAUGUCUUGUUUGGAGGCACCAGUUUUUCAUACCCGGAGUGUUGUUCUUCGCCGUUGCCCAAAUGAGUUACCUGAGAGCUUUCAAACUCGACCCCUUUGGACCAUUGGGUGUGUUUCUCGUAUUUUACGGGUCAGCACUUGGAUUAUAUGCUUGGUUUUGGGUAUCAAUAGACGAUUCCAUACUGUCACUUCUUGUAGCAAUUUACACUGUUCUCAUCCUUGGGAUGGCAUGGAGAUCCUUUGUGGAACUGCGAUUGACGGGGACAUUGCGAUCGGUUUUUGCCUGCUUUGGAGCAUUUGCAUUUACCUUCUCUGAUCUUAUUAUCGCCGUUGACAAAUGGAAAUUUGAGGUCGACAAUGCAUCAGCGCUGGUCAUGAUAUCAUAUUAUGCCGCUCAGUUUGGACUAGCAAUGUCAGUAGCGGUGUCUUCGUGAUCAAUGGUUCCUACAUGUCCUAUAGCAGUAUAGGCCGACCCUUUAACAAGUUGAACUGAUGAGUAUACGCUGGGAUACCGAUGCAAAUCAUUGACAUUAAUUGGGCCCAUAGCCAGCUUUUGCCAAGGGGGUUCACUUUUUAAAAAAUUUCGGAGGGGUUUACUUUGAC